Coccinella septempunctata (seven-spotted ladybird) is the source of this 1402-nucleotide messenger RNA. RefSeq names its product tryptophan--tRNA ligase, cytoplasmic. Gene Ontology annotation, molecular function: ATP binding; tryptophan-tRNA ligase activity. The coding region runs from base 129 to 1349 and encodes 406 amino acids. Gene Ontology annotation, biological process: tryptophanyl-tRNA aminoacylation. Gene Ontology annotation, cellular component: cytoplasm. The record is from RefSeq and is a predicted model, not a curated record. NCBI's taxonomy places the organism in Eukaryota, Metazoa, Arthropoda, Insecta, Coleoptera, Coccinellidae. The transcript is spliced from 3 exons.
AUAGAUGUCAUAUCUGUCACCGUGGUUUUUGGAGGUUAUGUUCAAUUAAAAAACCUUCCUUUACAGUAUUUUAUCGAAUUGUGAUAUCAACUUGUUUGUACUUAUUUCUUACAUUAAUCUUUUCCAAAAUGACAGAAAAUAUGGAAACCAAACUCAACAAUUUGAGUAUUGAAAAUCCUAAUGAUGACGAAGAUAUCGUAGAUCCUUGGAAUGUCGUAAGCAAGUCUGAGAAAGGGAUUGAUUACGACAAAUUAAUAAAAAAAUUCGGAAGCUCUAAAAUUGACUCGGAAUUAUUAGAUCGUUUCGAGAAGGUAAUCAAACAGAAAGUUCAUCAUUUUCUAAGAAGAGGCAUUGUUUUUUCACAUCGUGAUCUCAAUUCUAUUCUAAAUCAGUAUGAAUCAGGCAAGCCGUUCUAUCUGUAUACAGGCCGAGGCCCAUCUUCUAGUUCAAUGCAUUUGGGCCAUCUUGUGCCAUUCAUGUUCUGCAAAUGGUUGCAAGAUACGUUCAAUGUUCCUCUUGUGAUUCAACUAACUGAUGAUGAGAAAUGUUUUUGGAGAAAUAUUCAGAUGGAAGAUGCACAACAGAUGGCUUUUGAAAAUGCAAAAGAUAUUAUUGCAAUAGGCUUUGAUAUCAAUAAAACUUUCAUUUUUUCAGAUCUCAAUUAUAUGGGGCAGUGCCCUGAAUUUUAUCAAAAUGUAAUCAGAAUUCAGAGGUGUGUAACUUUUAAUCAAGUGAAAGGAAUAUUUGGUUUUGAUGACAGUACACCGAUUGGAAAAAUAGCAUUUCCAGCCAUUCAAGCCACUCCAGCUCUAUCCACAUCAUUUCCGCACAUAUUUGGUAAACAGAAACUGCCAUGUCUCAUUCCUUGUGCAAUAGAUCAGGACCCCUACUUCAGAAUGACCCGAGAUGUAACACCAAGGAUAGGCUAUCAAAAACCUGCAUUAUUACAUUCCAGGUUCCUUCCUGCUCUGCAGGGGGCCCAAACAAAAAUGUCAUCUUCUGAUGAAAAUUCAACCAUUUUCUUAACCGAUAGCGCAAAAAAAGUGAAGAACAAAGUAAAUAAACAUGCCUUCUCUGGUGGUCAAGCUACUGUUGAGGAACAUAGGGAAAAAGGUGGAAACUGUGAUAUUGAUAUCUCAUUUCAAUAUCUGUCAUUUUUCCUAGAAGACGAUGAGAGAUUAGAACAAAUAAAGAAAGAUUAUAGCAGUGGUGCUCUGCUGACAGGAGAAUUGAAGAAGAUACUCAUUGAUACAAUUACUCCUAUUAUAACCAGGCAUCAGGAAGCUAGGGCAAAAGUAACUGAUGAAUUGGUUAGACAGUUCAUGACACCAAGGAAAUUGGAUUUAUAAGAUCAAGCUUAAAUAAGUGUACAUGUUAAUUUAUUAUAAUAUUAAAAAGCAAA